UACAGUGUAAGUCGAGCACGUUCCAAUAGCAGUAAUGCUGAUGUUGAUAACGCUUAUAGUAAGUCGCUAAUUUUGUACGUUUUCAGUGUUUGACAUGAUGUAAUUACAAGAGUAAUACUCAUAAAAUUGGUCUGUAAAUUUAAGUGUUGAUUAAAAUUGCUAAUUCUGGAGGGUUAUUAAAAUUAGAAAAUAUAACAAUGUUGGAUGUUUAUAAUAGAAGAAUUUCUAAACAUUCACGUAUAACAGUUCGAAACUGCAGGUCCGCAGAUGAAUAAAAAAAAGAAAAACAAGGGAUUUGAAGAAAAAGUAGAAGAUUCUACGAUAUUGAUGAGUGAUGGUGAUGGUCAUCAAAGGAGAAGAGGAUGACGAGAUUCGUGAUUAAAUAAAAAAAAGCUGAUUUGCCCAUUACCUGUUACUUUGAGACUAAAUAAGACUGUAGUUACGUAAUUACCCACUGAAGAACCUACUAAAAGUUGCCUCGUCGCUAGUAGUUAUAUGACUAAGGCAAUGGUUAAGAUAGCUGUAAAAUAUGAGGCUUUCUAUCAAAAUGUACCUCAUAAUAUUUAUAUGCGCAUCAGUGAUACUAUAUCAGUACCACUUGUCAAAUGCUUGGUUAAUUUCACAGACUAGUACCCAAGACUUUAGAGUAUUAAACGCCAAAGCUAGUGAAAAGUUAAAAAAUGUAACUGCUUUUUUCAAUGCUUCUUCCAGUAGUAAUACAAAUAGUACACAAACGAACAGAACUACCUUCGUGAGUGAUUGUUUUCCACCACAAGAAAAAGAAACCAAUUUACCACCUCUUUAUAUCAUAACUCCUACAUAUCGACGCCCGGAACAACUGGCUGAAUUAACUAGAUUAUCGCAUACAUUAAUGCUUGUUAAAAAUGUUUAUUGGAUUGUUGUUGAAGAUGCAGUUAGAAAAUCAGCGUUAGUUACAGAUCUGUUAAAGAAAACUGGAUUAAAAUACGAACAUUUAACAGCACCCAUGCCUGAUCAGUAUAAAAAGAAGAAAAAAGGCCCCAAACCUCGAGGAGUGUCCAAUCGAAACAAAGGAAUCCAGUGGAUCCGUAAAAACGCAAAAUCUGGUGUUUUAUAUUUUGCGGAUGACGAUAACACCUACGAUCUUCAAUUAUUUGAUGAGAUUCGCUACACCAAAAGAGUUUCAAUGUUUCCUGUAGGUUUAAUAACGAAACUCGGAGUCAGUUCUCCAAUCGUAAAAAAUGGGAUUUUUUCCGGUUUUUAUGAUGGUUGGAUGGCGGGCAGGAAGUUUCCUGUAGAUAUGGCAGGUUUCGCCAUCUCGGUAAAAUUUUUAUUAAAACGCCCGAAAGCUUUAAUGCCCUUUAAACCAGGUUUCGAAGAAGAUGGUUUCUUGAAGAGUUUGGAACCAUUUGAACCUCAAGACAUCGAAUUAUUAGCUUCAAAUUGCACAAAGAUAUUGGUAUGGCACACGCAAACGAAGAAAAAUGAACCGUCACAAGCGCUAGAUUUCGCCAAAUAUAAUAACACUAACUUAGUAAUGCUCAAACAAAUUCUAGUGUAAACUAUUCAGUAACACAUGUAUUCACCAGUCCACUAAGCGAUAGAGAUUCCUAUUCCCUGACAGUUGUUUUGAUUUAUACUGGUUCUUGCUCCACGUUUAUUUCGUAUGAUAUUUUUGUAUUUUUUCCAAAUGAUAUUGUGAAGAUUAUUAAGAAAGAGGCUGUGGAAGACUUUUUUUAACAUCAUUCGCUAUGUACAUUUAAGAUAUACAAUCAAGUAGAACUUUUACGAAUUAAAAGAUUUAAAUUCA
Zophobas morio is the source of this 1789-nucleotide messenger RNA. Its product is annotated as galactosylgalactosylxylosylprotein 3-beta-glucuronosyltransferase P-like. Gene Ontology annotation, biological process: carbohydrate metabolic process; chondroitin sulfate proteoglycan biosynthetic process. Gene Ontology annotation, molecular function: galactosylgalactosylxylosylprotein 3-beta-glucuronosyltransferase activity. Gene Ontology annotation, cellular component: Golgi membrane. NCBI's taxonomy places the organism in Eukaryota, Metazoa, Arthropoda, Insecta, Coleoptera, Tenebrionidae. The transcript has 8 exons. Bases 530 to 1540 code for a protein of 336 amino acids. The record is from RefSeq and is a predicted model, not a curated record.